CAAGUCCACGAAAUCCAUUGACAAUAUCAUCAUUUUCUUCGAUGCCGAAAAAAAGAUUGACGUGUUUAUUUCAUUUGUGUCCGCGUGAAAUUGUGCGAUCUCAUUUAUAAAGCCGGUAUAUAUCGUAUUUUUAAUAUUUCUUUAACGUUAAAUCAGUGAAAAAUGUUACACACAUAUUUAUUAGGUAUAUUAAUAUUUGCGGCGAGGUCAUCCGCUCUUUACGACUCCUCGUCAGACGUGGUGGAACUGACGCCUAGCAACUUCGACAGACUGGUUACAAACUCUGAUGAAGUGUGGAUUGUGGAGUUCUUCGCGCCGUGGUGCGGACACUGCAAGAACCUUGUUCCAGAAUAUAAAAAAGCCGCCAGGGCCUUAAAGGGAAUAGUUAAAGUGGGUGCAGUAGAUGCAGACAACCACAAGAGCCUAUCACAGAAAUAUGGAGUCACUGGGUUCCCAACCAUCAAAAUCUUCACGGGCAGCAAACACACACCAUACCAGGGCCAGAGAACCGCCGAGGCAUUUGUAGACGCAGCCCUCAAGGCAGCUAAGGAGAGAGCAUAUGACAACUUGGGCAAGAAACCCAGUGGUGGCUCCGAUAAGUCGGAUGUGAUCGAGCUGACGGACAGCAACUUCAAGGAGCUGGUGCUGGACAGCGAGGACCUGUGGCUGGUGGAGUUCUUCGCGCCGUGGUGUGGACACUGCAAGAACCUCGAGCCGCACUGGGCCAAGGCCGCCACCGAGCUCAAGGGCAAGGUGAAAGUGGGAGCGCUAGAUGCCACCGUACACCAGGCCAUGGCGGCGCGGUACCAGGUGCAAGGAUAUCCCACCAUCAAGAUGUUCCCAGCCGGCAAGAAGACCAGUGACUCCGUCGAGGACUACAACGGCGGCCGCACCGCCAGCGACAUCGUCGCCUGGGCCAUGGAUAAGGUCGCCGAGAAUGUGCCCGCGCCGGAAAUUGUGCAGGUAAUUGACGAGGAAACCAUGAAGGCGUGCAGUGAGAAGCCGCUCUGUGUAGUGUCGAUCCUGCCUCACAUCCUGGACUGCAACGCGGCCUGCAGAAACGACUACCUAGCUGUACUUAAGCGGCUCGGAGAAAAGUACAAGAACAAGAUGUGGGGUUGGAUCUGGGCGGAAGCUGGUGCCCAAACUGCAUUGGAAGAGGCGCUGGAGCUUGGUGGCUUCGGAUACCCCGCCAUGGCCGUCGUCAAUGCCAAGAAACUCAAGUUCUCCACGCUCAGGGGAUCCUUCUCAGAGACUGGCAUCAAUGAGUUCCUCAGGGAUCUGUCGUUCGGUCGAGGCCAGACUGCCCCGGUGAGGGGUGCCGAGAUGCCCAAGGUGGCCUCCACUGACCCUUGGGACGGCAAAGACGGAGAACUUCCGCCAGAAGAGGACAUUGACCUGUCAGACGUAGAUCUCAAAGACGAGUUAUAAACUGUGCUGUGAAUCGUGUUUUGUAAAGUGUCUGUGUUAGGAUAGACUUCAUAUCGCGUCAACGUCAGGUGAACGCAUCAGAAGCUAUGAAAAUGACCUGCAUGUCACUUAUGAUUCUAAUAGCUGAUAAGUUGUGGGUAGCUUCUCUGACGCGCAUGGCCUACGCAUGACAUGAUCUGAAGUGAAUUUUAAGUCAGUUGCAAGAAAUUUUAUGCUUCCAUCGAAGGUUUGUGCUCAAUUUUGUGACCUUUCAUGUCUGUUACGUCACUAAUAUUUUCGUGUGACACAAAAUAUAGAAGAAAACAGUAGUUUCUUGCAACCGGCUAUGUGUGUCAAUCAUAGGUAUAGAGAAUGGACUGCAGAACAAAAUAAAGGUGGCCAAUAGAUGACUUUCUGCAUGUCUGUAAUGAUGAAAGGGCAAACUUAACUCCUACAAGUUUGUCAUUUAUACCAUUCAGAAUUUUAGAACACUACUGGCCGCAUAUUAAUCUCUUACACAUUUCCCCCAAGUCUCAGAAACAGCUGGAUGGUAAUUCACAGUCUAUUUUCUAUGUCUAUUGUGUCAGUGUACUGCCAUUGUAAAGACAAAACAUUUCUCGAGUUGGUGUCUCAAAUAAAAAAAACAAUCAAUCCAUGUCAGAUAUUUAAUGUUUAUUUUGACUAAACAAUUACUAGCAUACAUUAUAUGAAUAUAAAUUUUGAACUGUUGCAUUUUGAGAUAGGAGUUUUUUGUCAUGAAUAUAUGGUUGAUAUGUAUAAUUACAUGUUGGGCUCAGUGUAAAUCUAAUAUGUCUGUUGCAUUUAGCAUUUUUUAUUAUCGAAUCUAAUAACUUAUUUAUGAAAAUAUUGCAAUUCGAUAUAAAACUCUUUGUAACACUUUUCGUAAUAGUUUUUAUCUAGUACUUAAACUUGCAAGUGUCAACCUAAGUGAAUUUUCCUUUAUAAAUAUCAGCCUAAAUCUGUACGCUGUAUGUUCAUUUUCAACUAACACAAUCUAGUUAAUCACUGAUCAUUAAUUAAAACUGUAAUUAGAUUGUAAUUAACGCGUACAAACAUGUUUCUCAACGUCGCCUAUUCUCGAUAUCUCGUAUGUAACAGAAAUUGUAUCAAAGUUUAUUUUUCUACAAUCUAUUUUCACAUAUCUAAAUCACAAUUAUAAUAGAUCUUUGGAGUUCUAAUGCGUGUAAGAUGGACUGACUAUUUGUAUUUUUAUCCGACUGCGCGGAAGAUGGAUGAUGCAGUCAUAUUAGUAAUACGGAAAUAUCAAUUUAGAAUUUAAUUUUAUAAAUGUCGAUCUAGUUGCGGCGUCUCUUCCAGUAAUCAAGCAUUUAGUACAGUCGAGUUUGGAUAAUUUUAUUAUGAAAUCGCUAAUAAAUUUUUAAUUGUAA
Molecule: messenger RNA, 2819 nt
Organism: Manduca sexta (tobacco hornworm)
Lineage: Eukaryota; Metazoa; Arthropoda; Insecta; Lepidoptera; Sphingidae
Gene: CaBP1
Product: protein disulfide-isomerase A6 homolog
Exons: 8
Coding region: 163-1431 (422 amino acids)
Biological process (GO): response to endoplasmic reticulum stress
Cellular component (GO): endoplasmic reticulum lumen
Molecular function (GO): protein-disulfide reductase activity; protein disulfide isomerase activity
Source: RefSeq, a predicted model, not a curated record